AUGGACAAGUUUGAUAAUAGUGAAAAUGAAAAAAGUGUUUGCCCAAAUGAUAGACAAUUAGCAUUGCGAGCCAAGCUAAGAACUGGUUGGUCGUCAUGCAGACUCACACCAACCAAUUUAGGACCAGAUGAACAAUCCACAAUACUAUCAGUAAUAAAAAGAGCUGAACAAAUCGAUUUAUCUGAACAGGAGCGUGUGGGACGUUUAAUGGAGCGUUUAGAAAAUAUGAAGCGACGUGCCCUGGACAGAGGCCCCCGACAAUGUAGACUUUGCGGUUGCCCAUUUGGUAUCCUUGGACCCAGUAGGCACACGUGCGCCGAUUGCGAACGAGCAGUCUGCGCCCAAUGUGCUGUUGAUUUUCUUGUCAGGUAUUUGUAUCUGUAUCUUUGCAGGGAACAUUGGCUGUGUCGUAUAUGUUCUGAAACGCGCGAGAUUUGGAAAAAAUCUGGUGCAUGGUUCUUCAAAGGUCUUCCACAGUACACUCUUCCUGGAUUUUCGCAGCAAAUUUCAAAACAAACAAAUUCUAAUCGGACUGUUGAAAGAGCGGGUGUUAGAAUAGAAGACAGUAGCAGUGAAGAUGAAUCAAGUUUAUAUUCUAAAGCUACUUCGUCAAAACCAGAAACAAACGGAGAUGCAAGUGGAAGUUAUUCCAGACAAAGCAGUAGCGGAAAUGGAAAACAACCAACAUCGGGUAACAAUUUGAGUACAGAUGGUACGGAAUCAUUAGGAAGAAAUAAUAGCUUAAGGGCUAGAAUACGAAAUAUACAAAGAAAACCUUCUGUUGGAUCUAACUGGUCCGAAGAUUCCCUUACAAGAGAAGCGACAUUAGGUUGGCUAGAAUUAUCCCUUAGAUUUGAUCGUAUAGGUUGUGCGGUUCAUUGUUCAAUCGUACGAGCAAGAGAUUUACCAGCAAUGGAUUCGGAAGGAUUAGCUGAUCCAUUUUGUAAACUAACCAUCUUACCAGCUGGUAUCUAUAUUUACAUUUAUUGGUUGCGCACAAAAACCGUUCAUAAGACCAGAAACCCAGAAUUCAACGAGUCGGUCACGUUUUACGGAAUCGCAGAGUGCGACUUGACAGAAAGAGCCUUGCACGUAGUUCUUAUGGAUGAUGACAAGUAUGGGCAUGAUAUACUAGGAGCAGUUCAAGUCAACCUCAACAGUCUGCAGAUAACCGGACGCCCUAGCAGACUAUCCAUGCCGCUUGUUUCAGAAAACAGUUCUGAUCUUCCUGAUAAAUGGCCAAGAGGCAAAAUACUUUUAACUUUAAGUUAUAACACGAAGAAACGUGCUUUAGUUGUUCUUAUUAACAAAUGCAAAGAUCUAGCUGCCAUGGAUAGCAAUGGAUUUUCAGACCCGUUUAUCAAAAUGCAACUAAAACCCGAUAGACAUCAUCGCAAGCAUAAAACGUCUAUUAAAUGGAGAACUUUAAAUCCAAUUUUUAAUGAAGAAUUCACUUUUGAAACGAGACCUACAGAAUUAACAAGGCAGUCACUGAUCUUAACAGUUUGGGAUAAAGAUUAUGGUAAAAGUAACGACUUUCUGGGAGGAUUAGAACUAGGGCCUUCGAGCAAAGGAAGAAGAUUAAAGCAAUGGAGAGAUUGCAUAAAAUUUCCAGAUCAUAGGCACGAACAAUGGCACUGCUUAGCACCACAUCCUCCUUGA
Ctenocephalides felis (cat flea) is the source of this 1662-nucleotide messenger RNA. RefSeq names its product rabphilin-3A (gene Rph). Gene Ontology annotation, molecular function: small GTPase binding. Gene Ontology annotation, cellular component: membrane. The coding region runs from base 1 to 1662 and encodes 553 amino acids. Lineage: Eukaryota; Metazoa; Arthropoda; Insecta; Siphonaptera; Pulicidae. The transcript is spliced from 11 exons. The record is from RefSeq and is a predicted model, not a curated record. Gene Ontology annotation, biological process: intracellular protein transport.